Candidula unifasciata is the source of this 987-nucleotide messenger RNA. NCBI's taxonomy places the organism in Eukaryota, Metazoa, Mollusca, Gastropoda, Stylommatophora, Geomitridae. The record is from the annotation of a GenBank genome assembly.
AUGAAUGCAACACUCAAAGAAAUAAUAAAUGUAAAUGCAAGUACAGUUUCCAAUGAAACACAUGCAUGUGUUAUACACAGCAAUUUUGGCAUGUAUAUUGUAUUUAUUACAUUAAUCAUUAGUUCACUAUCGAUCAUUGAAUGUAUGGUUGUGAUUUUUGUGACAUGGUUUACAGUAACGUUGCACAGCAACACCAAUAUUUUGGUUGCAUCUUUAGCAGUUAAUGAUUUGUUGUUGGCAAUAGCAUUUAUGGGAAAUCAGGUAUCAGUUGUACCAGGUUUCCUUUUGCCUUCAGUUAAAUCAAAGUUGUUCAUGUCUUUAAUAUAUGGUGUCAGUUCUGGAUCAACCAAACUUUCUAUUAUGCACAUGAUGGUGAUAGCUGUGGAUCGAUAUAUUCAAAUAGCCCAUCCGUUUUACUACAUGAAGGCGAUGACAAAGAAGAAGAUUUACGUAAUUCUUAUAUGUUUAUGGAUCACUUGUCUCAUAUUUAUCAUUAUUCCAGUAACGAUCUUCUACAAUGACAAGUAUUACAGAGAGUGUAUUAUAUUACAUCAACCAUUAGCGUACUCUGUUGUGGGAGUAGCUAUGUAUUUUAUAAGUCUUAUCAUGAUAUUUUUUUGUUACUUUAAAAUCGCCCAUGUGGCUUUCAAACACAAGCAGUCAGCCAUUUCUCGGAGACUUGGCUGUAAUUUAGCACAAUCUGAAACUGAACAGAGAGAAAAUAUGAAAGCAGCGUUAAGGAGUGUUAAAUAUUUGGCUCUUAUGUUUGGCGUCUUCUUUGUUGCUACAUGCCCACCAUUCUUAUUGACAAGUCUUGGCUAUAGAUAUAGCUUCUCGGAGAACGUCUAUUUGGGGUUGUUCUCUCUAGUACCCAUCCAUUCAGUCAUCAACUUUCUUAUCUACGGGUACAUGAAUCAAGAAUUCCAAACAUCUCUUGUCAAAAAAUGGUCAGCCAUCAAACGUUACUGCAGCAAAUGUAGAUUCUAG